Messenger RNA from Pseudomassariella vexata, 1251 nucleotides. RefSeq names its product major facilitator superfamily domain-containing protein. Gene Ontology annotation, biological process: transmembrane transport. The record is from RefSeq and is a predicted model, not a curated record. Gene Ontology annotation, molecular function: transmembrane transporter activity. Lineage: Eukaryota; Fungi; Ascomycota; Sordariomycetes; Amphisphaeriales; Pseudomassariaceae. The transcript has 5 exons. Gene Ontology annotation, cellular component: membrane. Bases 1 to 1251 code for a protein of 416 amino acids.
AUGACGGCUUUGCCGCCCCCAAAUACUGCUACGGAUGUGGUCCAGCGAUGGAAUUAUCCCAAGAGCAAUAUCCCGAAACUUGCGGCUUGCUUUUGGUCCUUCAUCGUCAUGGGAGCUAACGAUGCUGCAUACGGUGCCCUUAUCCACUAUAUCGAGCAGUUCUACGGCCUAACCUACCUAAUUGUGUCCUUGAUCUUCCUCUCCCCCUUCGUAGGCUACACCGUCUCCGCCUUCAUGAAUAAUUACAUCCACUUCAGCGUCGGCCAGCGAGGUGUGGCCUUCAUCGCCGCCGGCUGUCAUCUCGUGGCCUACCUCGUCAUCGCCCUGCACCCACCGUACCCCGUCUUGGUCAUUGCCUUCAUGGUCGCUGGUUACGGCAACGGUCUGGCUGACGCUGCCUGGAAUGCGUUCGUUGGCAACAUGGCCCAGGCUAAUGAGAUUCUCGGCGUCCUGCAUGGGUUCUACGGGCUGGGGGCCGUGCUGUCGCCGUUGAUUGCGACGUCCAUGAUUACAAAGGCUGACACGCCUUGGUAUGCUUUCUACUAUCUCAUGAUCGGUUUCGCUGGCCUAGAGAUCGCAAGUUCCGUCGCUGGAUUCUGGACUGCCACGGCUGCCGAGUACAAGGCUUCCCUAUCGCAAAACGCCGAGUCUUCAAGUAGUAGUCUGCGGGAAGCUCUUCUGAAGAAGCCUUCGGCUCGGGUGACGUGGCUCUGCGCAAUCUUCCUGCUUGGCUAUGUCGGUAUUGAAGUUGCUCUGGGAGGCUGGAUCGUCGUCUUCAUGAUCCAGGUCCGACACAGCGAAAAGUUCGCUAGCGGUAUGACGGCAACUGGUUUCUGGCUGGGGAUUACUAUUGGCAGAGUCAUUCUUGGCUUUGUGACGCCGAGGAUUGGGGAGAAGCUAGCAAUUUCGCUUUACCUUCCAGCAGUCAUGGCGCUCGAACUCCUAUUCUGGCUGGUUCCUCAGUUCAUCGUCUCAGCAGUCGCCGUCAGUCUACAGGGGUUCUUCCUUGGUCCGUUGUUCCCAGCGGCAAUCGUCGCUAUGUCGAAACUCCUCCCUCGGCACCUCCACGUGGGCGCUAUUGGGUUCGCUGCGGCUUUGGGUAGCAGUGGAGCUGCUGUCCUACCUUUUGCUGUCGGUGCCAUCGCGCAGUCUAAGGGUGUCCAGGUGCUGCAACCCAUUAUUCUGGCUUUGCUGGGGGCUAUCUUGCUGGUUUGGCUCGGUUUGCCCAAGUUUGACAAAAAGAAGGAGUAA